Diachasma alloeum is the source of this 3470-nucleotide messenger RNA. RefSeq names its product serine/arginine repetitive matrix protein 1. The record is from RefSeq and is a predicted model, not a curated record. Lineage: Eukaryota; Metazoa; Arthropoda; Insecta; Hymenoptera; Braconidae. The transcript is spliced from 3 exons. Bases 217 to 3273 code for a protein of 1018 amino acids.
CCAUCCAUAAUGGCUGUUGGCUGUGUUGUGGAAGCUUUUGUAGUUGUCCUACCCUCGUAAUUACCCCUUGAAUUCUGCUCCAAAAUAAUCACAAAUAUUCUCCAAUAAAUUGUGCCACCUCCCCCGCUCAGGUAAUGCAAUCAUUCCCUGAGAAAUCAUCAAAUAUCACGGGAUAAAAAACUCGAGAAGAAGAUCGGCAUCACUCCCCCCCAAAAAAUGAGUGAUCUCAUAGAUCUAUCCAGUCCAGAAGAGAAGAGACUCCGUCCAGAGCUCCCCUCUCCGCUGAUCCCAUCCCCGGAUAACGACUCGCCAAAGUCCACAGGCCUGAACCUCUCAGACACCCGAAGAAGCCUGGACAACAACCCCUUCGACAUGGUCCUGAGGAAGACAUCAGAGUACGUGAGCAAGUCGUCAGACCCUUUUGAAAUCGUCUUCGAGAGGGCGACGUCCAAGCGUCACUCAGACACUCUAAAAAUCAACAAGACCCUGGACGAGUCCCUGCUGAGCGCCAGCCACCUGGGGACGCCUGGAGCCGGUGAAAUCAAGGAUCACGUGCCCUCGAUCCUGGUGGAGCCACCCAGCCCCCUGAACCAUUCGAUUCUCGAUCAUUCCGCCAUGAACGACAGCUUUCGAACCUUCUCAGAUCGCCUGAGCAUGUCCAAGAACUUUCCUGGAUUGUCUGGGCCCCCAGGGCCCCUCGAGAAAUCAAUCCUCGAUAAUUCUGCGAUGAACGACACACUGUCCACGUCUGAAGGGAGCUCAGACGACUGCUUCAUCAAGUCUCUCAUCGCUCAGAGGGUCUCCAUGUGCAUCAGGAAGGGAACCCUCGACGCUGAACGCCUGGAGAACGACAACAAGAGCAUCAAGAACCCCAAGUUCAGGCGUUCAUUCUCCCAAGGGGACAGACUCAGUCCCAGGAAGUUUAGGAAGAGGUCAACGUCAAUCGUCAGUGAUCGAAGGAAUUCCGAUUACUCUGUGCCCUCUAUUCUCUUCGAGGAUCCACUCAAUCUGGCCUUCAUGUCCAGGGAGAGGUCAGACUACUCUGUCAUCAGCGAUUACUCGGAACUCUCGAACAUAACGAGGGUCAACUCUAUCAACUCUGGGAGCUUAUUCUCGUGGAAGUCCAGCAAUGAUAGUGCUAAUAGGGGGUUCAUUGAGGGGAGUGGGGUCGGCGGGUCCAGGGGGUCCGAGGGGAACUUCAGUGAUCUCAUCUCCAGGUUCAAGAGCUUGAGGAUGAAGUCGUCUGCUGGAGACGAGGUCGCCAGCAUCAGGGAGGCCAGUCCGGGGGCCCCGGAGGAUGAGGUGUUUCUGGAGGACGAGGGGGCGAAGCAGUCCAUCUUUUCGCAGGCCAAUAUUCUCGCCAGGACUUUUGAGGAACUGGCCGAGAAGUCGACGAAAGGAUCAAGCAGUAGUGGAGAGAACCUGCUGAGCACUCGUCUCCCCAGCAACUUCGAACUGUCCCCCGAGACCUCGGCCACCUGUCCCACCAUAACGGAUGCCUCUACCUCCCACGUAAAAUCGGAGUCACCUCAAAAAACCCCACCCCCCAAUUCUUCGGAUCCUUCCAAGAUCUCCCCGGAGAAGAAGAAAGAGGCAGCAGCAAACCUGCUGCGAGACCUCGAGAACGUAAUUAAAACCGAGCAGAACCCAGAAAUAAUGAAACUCCUGAAGAAUCUGGAAGAGGCCCUGGGAGUAAAAUCCGAAAGUAAUUUAGAAUUGUUACCCAUGCAUUCCAAUCCGUCCAUGCAGGAGGAAAAAUCCCCAACAAAAAUUCCCAUCAGUUCCACCAAAACGACCAAACAAGUGUCUCCAAGAGAAAAGACUAUCAACUCCCUGAAUAAAAAUCAACACAUGGCUAAAGAUUCCCCAGAAGAUUGCCACAAAGUUGCCGACAAAAAAUCUCUCGCAAAAAUAGACAAUAAAUCCCAGAAAACUGAAGAGAAUUCCCAGAGAUCUCGCCCGAAUGAACGAAAAGAUGAGUCAUCAGGAGAAACACCGUCCCUGGAGGAAUCGGAAGCGAGUAAUAAAUCAGGAUCGAUGAAUCAGGAAUCAGAGAAGAGCACAGAGGACAACACAGAGCCUGGGAUGGAUCCUCACGAGGAUAACGCAGACAAUCUCGAGGUGAAUAAUUCCACCAACAAAUCCACCUCGAAGGUGCUCCCUCCAGCGACUGAAUCCACUCAACGUUCCUUCACAACCCAGAAACUAAUCCUAGACAUUCAACUGGCCCUGGGAAAGCUCCUGGAGGACUGCAGAGACGAGCCAGCCCUCGUCCUGGAGAAUCUGAACAAAGUGCUGACCCCAAAGCCCGAGAGGCACCCAACCUCCCCUAGAAAAUCCUGUCUUCCCUAUCGUUCCUUGAAGUCCUUGGGUCAUCAGCUCCCAGAGUCCCAGGAAAUCGUCGAGAAGAGUUCGUCGAAGCCGUUCCCCCUGAGACGUCGUUCCUCGAUCGCUCAGGCUCCAGAAAAAUCCAGGAAUCCAGAGGCGAAAGGAUCAGUGAGUCCCAAGAAAUACGUUAAUAGAAGAAACACCAGUGAUCCAGGAAUUGUGAAUGUGACUGUUGAGAAGAAGCAGAUGAAUGUGAGUUUGAAGAUAAAAUCGACCCUUCCAGUGGGGGAUAAAGCGAAAUUGAAGAAGAAGAAUGAUUCUGUGGGGACGAAGAAAGGUCCUAUGAAGGCUCUGGUGCCACUGGGGAGCAUGCAACGACCUGGAACACGUGCAGCUCCUGGAACACCACCGAAGCGGCACAAAGUGCCGUCACCCUUGAAGAUUGCAACAAGCACUCCUGAUCCUAGUCCUAUUGUCCUUGGGAAGAAGACGACGAAAACAAAACCAGUGGCUUCGUCCACUCCAGACGUGGGGAGCAAGGACAAGAGCAGUCGAAGUCACAUUCCCCAGAGCCCCAAGAGAAACAUGAGCUGGAAUAUUUCUCCAGUGACUCCAAAUGCUAAAGGGAAUGCUAGCAGUAUGUUUGGGGAGGCUGAAGUUCCGCAGACUCCAAAGAAAGUGGAGAAAAGUUUGAAGAGCAGUUCUCCUCUCAUUGGGGGGCUCAGUAGAAUGAAGGACAAGAUUAUUCAUGGGAGGAGGUCUGAACCUGUCCGGGGCUCACCCAGGAUUGAGGGGAGGGGAGGGAGUAAGGCUGGUGGUAGUCCUCUGAAGGAGAACAAUGUGAUAAAAGUCAAAGCACUAAACUUGACUGCGAAAUUUCGUCGUCGCAGCGGCAGUCUGGGGAAUAUGGAGAAGGAGAAUAAAUUUUCAACUCCUAAAGUUUGAGAAGAAAUAAAUCAGGAACGAUUGAAUCGCUCAUUAUCAAACGAGAAUUUACAUGUAUUAUUACGUUUUUUUACGGUUCUUUGAUAAAUUUUGUAUAAGGUAAUAAAUUAUCAAUCAAUUUUGGAGUAAAAAUGAUUUUUUAAAUGGUGAUUUUACAUUUACUUCAAUGAGAAAAGGUGCAGUUGUUCCUCCUGGAA